CAAUGCGCUGCGCCGGGAGCCUGGGCCGAGUCGCCGCCGCAGCUGCAGGGGCGCCCGGGCCGGGUGACGCCGCCGCCGCCCGCGCCCCUCCCAGACCCCGCCGGCCGCAUGGAGCCCCCGGAGGGCGCCAGCCCGGGAGGUGAGUGCGGCCCCAGCCCCCGGGAGCCCCCGAGCCCGCCUUCCACGCAGCGAGCCGCAGCCCCCUCCUUCCGGGCCCACUCAUCGGCCGCGCCCAGGGGCCGCGGAGACCCACCGGCAGCUCCGAGUCCCCGCUGCCCGGGCGGAGCGAGGAAGCCUGGCCCGCCGCGCUGGGGGGCCGGGCCAGGGGCACCUCCCGGGAACAGCCCCCGCGCCGGGCUGCGGGCGCUCGGAGCGCGUCCCCGCCCCCUCGUCCUCUGCGCUCCCGGCCGCCGGGCCGUGUCUGGCGCUAUCCUGGGUGUGUGGCCCAGAGAUUCAUCCCGAACCCCCUUUCAGCCAAGCCGCGGAACCGAGGGUCAGGAGGUGGAGUGUGCCGGGGCCGAAAUCUGGGGUGCGGGUCGGCGAGGCGCGGGGGCGACGCUGCCCGCCUGGCCGCGCAUCUGCUUUGUUCGCCCCAGCCGCGACUCCGGGGUCCAGGGCGGGGAGGCCGCAGCGGGAUCCUGCCGGGCACCGGGCUGACAUAGGGUCGGGGUGGGGUGCCCCGGCUCGGCCUGGGGGGUUGCUGGCGCACACAUCUGGGAGAGCAGGUGUGCACGGAGCGACCCCUCCUCGCAGGCCGAUAGCUGCCCGCGUCUCUGACGAUGAGGUCCCACCCUGGGUACCCACCCCCGGACCUUGGAAUCUGGCCCCAGCAGGCCGGGGGUCAAUGAUGGGAGGAAAACUGUGGGAACCUCCCCCUCAGAGCCCUUUCCGAAAGGGUUUGGGGAUGUCAUUGGCCUAGGAACUUGGAUGCAAACUGUGGGGGUCCUCCACCGCCCUGGCCAGGCCCCAGAUGCAUACUGGUUUCCUGGAGGUCCCAUCCCAAGGAGCCACUCCCUGACACACAAGGACCCGCCGGAGGUCCCCCAGCGACACCAACAGCCUCCUGUGGAGCCCAAGGGCUGGCCCGGGAGGCGUCCAGCAGCAGUGGGCCCACCCGCCGCUGUGUCCGCAGUCUGAGUUAGGCAGGUGCCUUCCAGACGGCUGUCUGGAGACCCUUGCCACCCUCCCUGCAAGGGUCACCAGACACACCUAGGGGCUAGUGGGCGUGAGGUUUCUUUGUUAUGUGUGGGAGGGAUCCAGCUCUUUCUUGCCAUGGACAGCCCCGGGCCCCCUGGGGGUUCCCAGUUGCAGCUUUGUGGGGACGUGAAGGGGAGGAUUUGGAGAGCAGAGCUGGGCCAUGUGGGCUAAGCAGCCGGGCCCCUCUGAGCCUGCGGGUUGUGGAGACAGCCGCCCUUCCCCUGCAGGGCUAUGGGCCCCAGCCUUCUUGGAGGGAGGGCCCCUGGGAGAGGAGCUUAAGACCGUUCAGUUUCUGAAUCUCACUGCCUGGGGGCCUCAGAGACCUAACGCACUGAGGGCACAGACGUGUAUUUGUCAGAUGCCUUCUCUGUGUGGGCCCUGUGUAGGGCUGGGGACAGUCAGGCAGACGGGCUGGCCACACUCAGGGGCUCACCCUUGUUACUGUGUAGCCGUUUCCUGCCUGCACAGACGGCUGGUGGUCUCCACUCCGUGGGAGCUCAGGAGCUCACAGGUGGGUGGCUGUGACUGUCAUUCUCUCAGUUCACUGACUUCUGAAAACUUUAUUUUGGAGAGCGCGGAGCACGCACAGAGUAGAGAGAACAGUACGGUCCAGCCCCGCCUGCCACCUUCCGGCCUGCUCGACCAGACCACCAACCUCCCUUCAAUCAUAAUUUGUAGCAAAUCUAGACAUAUUUUUUCAUCCCCAAGUGUGCGCACACAGAGGGGAGAAGUGAGUGGGGUGUGGCACAGAGCACGACUUGAAGGUUUCCAACUGGUGUGUUUGGAAAACCAGGCUCUAGCCCGCCCCCUCAAGUCUGAGGAACAGCCCUGCCCUCAGGAGGCGGAGCCCUCGCGGGACCCACUGGACUUCCUCGAAAUGCUGGGGGAGGGCAGUAAGUCCAGGGACAAAGGGCUGGGGAGAUGGGGUGCAGGUGCCACCACCUCUGUGACCGUCUCCCCUCCCUGCAGUCGUUUUUUUAAUGAUGUUCGUUUGUGCACUCCAUUAACUCAUUCGUUCUUUCGUUCGUGGGUGUGUGCAGAGCACCUCCCUGAUGCGCAGGGCCAGGCCCUGGGCACGCAGCAGGAAACUUGAGAUUUGGGCCAAGUUCUCGGCAUGAAUGUGACGGAAAAUAGGUCAACAGCAUAGCACCAGGUAACCCUACCGUCUCCACUCAGAUCAGCAGUCGGCCUGGGGCGCAGAACUGUGGCACCCACUACCGUCCCCCACAGGUGUGCUGCCCCUGGGCCUGCACAGCUCAAGGUGGCAGCAGCCCCUGCAGGGGCUGGGGCCUCAUCCCCUUAAGGGACUGCACUGGGCUCACAGCCAGGGUGUCGCUGUCCCACACCCUGGCUUUCCUGGGCAUCAGAAACGCCUGGAAACACCUGCCCUGGCCCAGUGACCCAGGGCUGCUGAGCCACCUAGCUUGCGGCUCGGCCCAGCUGCCAAGCACCCUCACCCCCGUGGCUGCCUGUGUGUCACUCUGCUUGUACCCCAGGAAGAGCAGCAGGCUCACCGUGGAGAAUUGGUCCCUUCUUCCUACAAGGGCUUGUAGACAGGGUAUCACGCAGACCUGGGGAUGCCGCUUGUUAACUGUGGGCUGUGGUCGUGGGUUCAUUCUCUCAACAGACAGUUAUGGUGCACCUACUGUGUGCUGGGACCAAGCCUGGGCCCUGGACUCACACUUCUCAUACCCAAUCGCAGCCUCUGAGCCCGGGGCCUGGCGCAGGGUGAGCACACAGCAGCGUUAGCACCUGUCAACUCCAGCCAAAACCAGCCUUUGUUUCCAUUGAGAAUUUUUUUUAAAUUGAGAUAUAAUUCACAUAUCAUAAAAUUCACCCUUUUAAAGUGUACAAUUAAGUAUUUUUAGUAUAUUCACAAAGUUGUGCAGCCAUCACCACUAGGUGAUUUUAGACUAUUUUCGUCACUCCAGAAGGAGACCUUGUGCCCAAUCACAGUCACUCCUCGUUCCACACAUAUCCUGCCCCCGGAAACCGCCAGUCUACUUCCUAUGUCUUUUCUAACCUACUUCUUUCUCUCUAUGGAUUUGCCUAUUCUGGACAUCUCAUGUGGAAUCAUAAGGAAUCACGUGGCCUUUGGUGACUGGCGUCUUGCCCUUACCAUGAUGUUUUCAGGGUUCACGUGUCAGUGCUUUGUUUCCUUUCAUGGCUGAGUAAUAUUCCACCAUGUGGGCGGAACACAUUUUGUUUACUCGUUCAUCCAUCAGUGGACAUUUGGGUUUGAUUCCACUUUGACUGUUGUGAAUAGUGCUGUGGUGAGCAUAUGUGUGCGUGCACAUGUGUGCGUUUGGGGGCAUGGGUGUGUGCUCCCACUUCUCCUGGGUGGGUGUGUGUAGGAGCAGAAUUGCUGGGUCAUGUGGGGACUCCCCGUUUAAUAGUCUGAGGAACUGCUAGACGGUUUUCCACGGUGGCUGCUCCACUUUACACGCCCGAAUCAGCUGUGCCUCUUCCGGGGCCCGGGACCUCCUGUCCCUGGCAUCUGCCCUGGCAUUUUGACUCUUAGUCUCCUAUUUUCAUCACAUGCUUCCAAUCAAAUGAUCAGUGUCCUUGAUGGCAAAAGUUGCAUCUUAUUCUCUUUCCUCCCCCCACAGCUGUGACACAGGCCAGGGCACAGGAUUUGCAGAACAAAGACCAGACACUGCCAGAGGGAGGUGGGAAAGAAUCAAACAGAAGACAGGCGGUGGUUUCAACAGUGCAGGGUACCAUGUUCUGUUAACUAGGACACCAUCAAUCAUAGAUGCCUCGCUUGGACAGGAUGUUGAAAUCUGAUAAAAUGUGCUUCUCACAGUCAGCAGGACAGGACGCUGAGCCUGUGGGUCUGGAGUUUUGUCCUAGGGGCCCCUGGAUCCCAGGACCUAUAAUGAGGCCUAUUGGUGUUCCCAGCCCCCUCCCCAAGGCAAGAUGGAGAAGGACUGUGCUGUUUGGCUGAGGUCCUGCUUGCCUCUGCCUGUCCCCCAGCUCAGUGCACAUGGGAGGGGGGCAGCACCUGUAGACUUCAUCCUUCCUUCCUGGACUGCAUCCCAUAAAAAUGCAGGUUGAUGCUGUCCCAGCUCAGAACCCGUGAGCGGCUUCUCCCAGCUCACUCAGAGUAGCAGCCACAGUCCUGACGACGUUUCUGUGAUGGGCACCGCCCACCGCCGUUCCUCAGACGCACAGCCAUGCUCCCCUCAGGACCUCUGCUGGUCCGUCUCACCCAGAAACCCACCUCCACCUGGCUCAGGGCCCAGGGACACAGAGCAGCCUCCCAUGGGCACACGGUCAGCCGAGUCUCGCCUCGCUCCUGCCCUGUCCGAUCGCCAGCCCCAUGCCAUGACUCGGGAACAGAGGCCAGCAGGUGGCGGCUGAGACCCUGGAGGCCAUGGUCCCCGGGCCGUGUACCUGAGAUGAGCUGCGUCUCUAAAGCACAAAACUCAGCACUUGUGAUGUUGGUUGAAAAACAGAGAGUGCUGGGACCAUGCCUGUCACAGACCAAUCUGAGAACACGUGAGCUGCUGUCACUGUUCUUGUUGUUAACCCAGAGCCACCUGCCCGUUUGGAGGCUCGAGACAGACAGCAGCACCUGCCCCAAACCGAGCCCCCAGCCCCGACAGCGACCUGCAGCCAUGGGCCCCAUGUGUGGAAUUGUCUGUGUUGUGGGCGCAGCACAGGCCAGUGGGGCACGAGCACACUCCCAUCACACUGACACCCUGGGGGAGGGACCCCGGGGCCACUGCACCAACACCCCUCGAGGAAACAAAGCAAAUCUCCUGCAGACUGAAAGCCCCCAGGGGUCAGUCUUCGACCCUUGACCACAACUCUAAGCUGGACGGCCUGGGCUCGAGGCAGAGCUCAGCUCCCCGUUGCUCCGAGCAGGUCCCAGUCACAUCUCUUGUGCCCUCUGGGUGGGAAGGUGUCCUUGCCAGCUGGGCAUGUGGGACACUGGUGGGUGUAACUCUACCCUCUGAGAAUGCUCAAAAGCCACGUUCCAAAUGCUGCUGAGAGGUGGAAACCGAUCCCUGGAGCCCCCGUCUGUCCUGGCUGGGCCCAGGCCCCAUGUGAUGACACAACAAGGGCAGAGCUCAGCAGUCUGCGGGUCAGCAGGGCUACCUUCCCUCAGCCACACGGCCUAGGGGCGACCUGGCCAGCUCUGCAGCUGCAAAUCGAUGGCAUUAUCUUCUCUCUCAGAUGGGGACCCUCCAGACUCACGUGCCAGCCGGCGUCCAGGCUGCUGACCACACUGUCGGGGAGGACACAGGCAGCUGUUGGCACUAAGGGCCCCAGCCGGGCCCUCCUUGGCGCAACGCUGAAGGCAGCUGCUCCUGUGGCUUCAUCCACACCCCUCUCUCAGUGUUCACCCCGUGGGGUGGGCAGGGCCCUGCUGCAGGGAGCGUGGAGGGCCCUGUUCACUCCAGUCCUUACUGAGCACCUGCUCUGCGGGGGGCCCCUCAGCUGAGGGAUGGUGGGGAUCUGUGGGGAGGGGUCCCAGGAGAGGGCAGCAGUGGGGCCACAGUGGGGACGUGGGGGAGCCAAGGGGUCCAGUUGCCUCAGAGGAUCCUUGAGCUCUCUGAGGGGGGCGAUGGAGCCUGGCCAUUGUGGAGGGGGAGAUGCUGGUGGGCCCGAGGCAUUCUGAGGAGGAGCUAGUAAGGUGUGGAUGGGGGGAUGUGAGCCGACAGGACAGGUGUCGCCCCAGCAACAGAAGGGCACAGUUGGCGCUUUUGUGGGGCCAAGGUCUCAUCUCUGAGUGGCAGUCUCCACCCCAAGGGGCCUCCUGCUCUCAUCCAACGAAAAAUUGUUAAAUAUUAAAAACAAGUAAUUAUAUUUUAAAAAAUAAUAAUUGCAUAGAAAAAACCUGGAGGAACAUUCCUCAAUGGUGAAGCGUGGUUGGUGGUGAGGGGUCGGCUCUUUCCUCCUGUUCUGUAACUCUUCUACUAUGAGAGUGUAUUAUUUUGAAUUCAAAAACAACAUAGAUUUUUUUUUAAAAGGCAGUCCACAGAGGACAGAUAGACGAGCAGGGGCUGUUCUGGGUUAACGGGAGCCAAUGGAGAAGGAAAUGCAUGAGUGACCGCUGGACCCUCGGUUGGAACAGAGUAGAGACAAGUGACAGUGUCAGGACCCUGUGGGCCCUGAGCUGAUGGGACCAGCAGGAAGUCCCACUGAGACCUGCAUGGCCUGUGCUCCAGCACGCAGGGCAAGGUCAUCCCCUUCCUUGUCCACAGCAGGAGGCCACCAUGGAGAAGCCCCUGCCCUUGUCUGGGUCCUGGUCACUGCUCAGAGCCUCCAGUGAGGGCACCAGGAGCCGCAUUCUCUAGUCCUCCCUGCCUGCACCCUGUAGGGUGUGGGAACCCCACGUCUCUUCUUGGGGAGGAGCCCCGUGUCUCCUCCUGGGGGUGUAGGAGCC
This is a messenger RNA of Equus quagga, 6592 nucleotides long. RefSeq lists its product as uncharacterized. The record is from RefSeq and is a predicted model, not a curated record. Bases 1358 to 2290 code for a protein of 310 amino acids. The transcript has 3 exons. NCBI's taxonomy places the organism in Eukaryota, Metazoa, Chordata, Mammalia, Perissodactyla, Equidae.